AUGAGGGUGACGGUCAGGGAGUCGCAAUGUAGUGAAGAGGCUGACGAGGAGAUUGUGCAAGCAAAUGCAGACACAGAAGAUGGGGACUGUGAAGUGUGUCAGCCUGUGGAAACCUAUGAGAACAUCUUGGAUAACUUCUGUAGGGCGGACGUAGUGGUGAAAACCCGCGUCAAGAAGCAGCGCAAGAACAAGGUCAUCUGCAAGAAGGCGCGAGUGUACAAGUCGGAGGAUUCGGAGGAGGCGCGGCAGGCACUCCGCCGGCCGCGCUUCUCUCUGACGGGGUCGGCCGGUUGCUGCCAGAUCCAGGCGUCGCGCACGGCCUACCUCAUCAUGGCCAGGCGGAAGGGCCAGGAGCUCGUGCCGACGUUUGUCAUGCCCUUCAGGAAGUCCAAGCCCCUCCGCAUGGCGCUGAAGAAGUUCCGCGGCCUCGACUGCUCGGACCCGCAGUUCAUCAACGGCGGCCUCGACAUCCCGACGCUGAGCCAGGAGCCGCCCCAGCGCAGCCCGCGCCCCAGCAAGAGACCCGGGAAGGGCCGCAGGAAGCCCAAGGGCCGCCGAGGGCGCAAGAGGGGUCGCGUGCCCCGCCCCCCGCCCUCCUCUCCCCCCGAGGGCGCGGACGGCGCCAUGGGGCCGGCGCUGCCCUCGCCCGCCUCGUACCCCACCCUGGCCAUGGCCACGCCCCCUCCGCCGUCGCCCCCGCCGUCGCCCGUGCUGGAGAGCGACCAGAGCCUGCGCUUCCUGCAGGAGAACGAGCUGGAGGGCCACACGCCGCCCUCCAUCGACCCCCCGACGCAGCACAACGACGCGGAGGCGCAGGACGACGGCGACGGCGACGCGGAGGAGGGCGAGGACGGCGCCGCGGAGGGACCCGGCGAGAAGCGGCGCGGGCGGAAGCGCGGGCGGCGGCAGCGGAACAAGGCGACGAGGAGAGACAGACGCAAGAAGGGGCGGGGCGGCGACGAGGAGGAGGAGGAGGAGGCGACCGCGGAGCCCUGAGGAGGAGGGGGAGGAGAGGGGAGGAAGGAGGGAGCAGAAACGGAGAGAUGGAGAAGAAGAAAGAGACAGAGAGGUUAAAACAGAGAAAAAAAUCGACCCGACGGCCAGUAAACCCAGUGACAGCCUUUGAUUAUUAUCUUUAGUUGUUUCUUUUUUUAUUUUUUCCUUGUUUCGAGUGAUUAUUUAUCUUGCUGAUCAUUUUAAUUCGCUCUGUUGUCAUUAUUGUGCCAUGAUCUUUUGUUUGUUUUUAGAGGUCUUAUCCAGAUGUUUCAAAAUUAAUUUUGUUUUACAUUUACGAAAAAAACAUGUAAAAAAAUAAAUCACAAAAUCACAGAAACUGGGCGACGGAAAAGAAGAGAGAAAAUAAGUGAAUAGACAAUAGAUGUACAGCAUGUGACGUAUAAAAUGUAGAUAGGCCUAGGGAUAGCGUGUCUAAAAGAUGUUCUUUUAUUUCAGUAAUGUCUUUUUGGAUUCCUUUUUUUUCUCAAAAUAAACCACGCAUAAUUUCUCAGCCAAUAAUACUUCAUACAAAGCUCUUUCACACAUAUUCAUAGUGUAUGUUGUGACUUUUUUGUAAAGGUGUGGCAAGUGACCUAUAGCAGGGGUCAUGCGUGUAAACUCUUUAUAUUUAAAAAAAGAUAUUGUAAAAAAAUGACCUUUCUAAAGACUCAAUCGGUCUUUUUUUAUUAAUUGACUGACCGAAAUGAGUGAUCUAAAAAAAAAAAGUAGGAUUAACUUAAUUAAAAGGAGGUAAUAAUUACGGUAUAUUAUAUUCACGCUAGCUGUGUGAGGUAAAGUAUAAUUCAUAGCUCAUUGUCGUGUGCAUUUCCCUUGUCUAACUUCUCCUAUUUUAUUCCUAUUUCAUUUUCUCUUAUACUCAUCUUCUGUUUCUAUCUUUCAUCAUCAUAGAACAACUCAAAAUGAUUUCCUUUUUUUCCACUGAGGAUUUUUUUAGAUACUUUUUUGUGUGAUAAUAAAAGAUAAGAAGUAUUGUAGACGUAACAAUGUCAUUGCAGAUAACUGUGUUUUCGGGUAUUACACGAAGAAAGAAUCCGAUUUGAAUGUGUAGUUAUUAUUGGAUACUCUAAGGAUUAACUCGUAGGUUAUAAAUGGAAAAGGAUGUUUUUAUUAAGCCGGCAAAGUCACUGAUUGGGUAUCUGCUCAUAUGACGUCAGAGUUCCCUGAUUGGUUGAUGGGAAGCUCGCUUGCGUCAUCGUUGUUACCGGUUUUGAUUGGUCGAUGAGGGAGGCUCGUGUCGCGUUCUGAUUGGCUGUAAAAGGUUGAUUAUCUAUACCAGUCUCCGAUUGGCUACGGAAGAUAAUUAUAGAUGAUUUAGAAUCUAGCAAUAUGAAAUUAACCUGAGAUCUAAAAAUAGCUCAUAGAAUAUUUUGUAAACGAUAAACGAAUAGUAAAUUAGGAAAUAUGUAUACAUAGAUAUACAUGCAAACAUACAUACACAAAAAUAGAUUUAAGAUUAGCAAUGGCGAUCAUUUUUUUGCAAGACGAAAGACGCUCUCUUAUCAGCCAAUCACAAGCCAGCAACGAAAAAUGCCGGUCAAUUAACUAAAGAAGAAAAAAAAUACAAGAAAUACGUAAAAAUUAGAUAAAAUAAAAUCCUGUUUUUAUAUAUAUAUGCAUCCAAGUUUUACACAAUGUCCAUAUUCCAAAAAGAAAACAAAAACACCGACAAACACGUUUUAAAAUUGAAUAAACUGAACAACCGUUUUUUUUAGAAGACUCAAGGUUAAAUGUCGAGUAAAAGAAUAUAGGAAAAUGGUCUUUAUAGCAUGUCAGAUCUAUUUCCAAAAGGUUUUAAGACACCCAUCAAUCAUUUCUUUUCUUAAGUCAUUCUAAAAAUACAUUGAUAAAGGGGGGGGAGAGCUCCUCAUAAGUCAUAAGUCAUUGUUUAAGUGUAAGUUGGUCUCUGUUAGAUAUAGGUCAAUAAAAAUAAUUACCAAAA
This is a messenger RNA of Penaeus vannamei (Pacific white shrimp), 2956 nucleotides long. The record is from RefSeq and is a predicted model, not a curated record. Lineage: Eukaryota; Metazoa; Arthropoda; Malacostraca; Decapoda; Penaeidae.